Messenger RNA from Cololabis saira (Pacific saury), 749 nucleotides. Its product is annotated as serotonin N-acetyltransferase-like. Gene Ontology annotation, biological process: response to light stimulus; circadian rhythm. Bases 1 to 657 code for a protein of 218 amino acids. Gene Ontology annotation, molecular function: aralkylamine N-acetyltransferase activity. Gene Ontology annotation, cellular component: cytoplasm. The transcript is spliced from 3 exons. Lineage: Eukaryota; Metazoa; Chordata; Actinopteri; Beloniformes; Belonidae. The record is from RefSeq and is a predicted model, not a curated record.
AUGAAGACGCUCCAGGCGUGCUCCCCAGGCUCCCUGGGGCCCCUGGUGCCCCUGGGGCCCCUGGUGCCCAUCCCAGACCCCCCCGGCCCCCCAGGCUCCCCGGGGCCCCAGGGCCGCCGCCACACCCUCCCCGCCAGCGAGUUCCGGCCGCUGAGCCCGGAGGACGCGGUGAGCGUGUUUGAGAUCGAGAGGGAAGCCUUCAUCUCAGUAUCCGGCCAGGUUCCCCUCCGGCUGGACGAGGUGCGUCACUUCCUGUCUGAGUGUCCGGAUCUUUCCCUGGGCUGGUUCCAGGAGGGGAGACUGGUGGCCUUCAUCAUCGGCUCGCUGUGGGACCAGGACCGCCUCACCCCGGACGCCCUGACCCUGCACCGGCCCCGCGGGGCCACCGUGCACAUCCACGUGCUGGCCGUGCACCGCGGCUGCCGCCAGCAGGGCAAGGGCCCGCUGCUGCUGCUGCGCUACCUGCAGACGCUGCGCGGCCGGCCCGCCGUGCGCCGCGCGCUGCUCAUGUGCCAGGACUUCCUGGUGCCCUUCUACCAGCGGGCCGGGUUCCGGGCCCGGGGCCCCAGCCAGGUCACCGUGGGGCCCCUGAGCUUCGUGGAGAUGAGCCUCUCCGUCCGGGGACACGCCUUCAUGCGCCGCAACAGCGGCUGCUGAUGGAGGGAACUCUGGGGUCUGAGGGCCGUCUGGGACGCCACGCCGGCCGCCGGGGCCCCGGGGGGCCCCUGGACUCCUGGGGGUCCCUGGAC